Symbiodinium sp. CCMP2456 is the source of this 945-nucleotide messenger RNA. NCBI's taxonomy places the organism in Eukaryota, Dinophyceae, Suessiales, Symbiodiniaceae. The record is from the annotation of a GenBank genome assembly.
AUGGCAUGCAGCGCUGCGUGCCGAUUGAGGCGAGCGAUUCCGGCCUCGACCAGAGCUCUGCAAGGACAGAUCGAGCAUCCUACGGCAUGGUGGUCGAAAGCUCUUGGUGGCGUGCGCGGCAUCAUCCGACACCCAGUGAAAGCUACAGGCCACAUUCUGGGCCACAAGCUGGAGGUUGUGCAGGGGUCAAAGAAGCGCCCGAGGCUGUGCGCCACCUAUGCAAGCGCAUUCCCAGCAGCACCAGGUGGCUCGCCAUUGGAAGCCUCAGCGCACGGAGUUUCCUCGCAGCUUGUCGUUGUAUCUCCUCUAGAAGGAGAAGCUGCUACCAUCAUGCUCUUCGGGUUGUAUCCCAGCUUGCGUGCUGUUGCCAGGAGCCCGCAGCCAGAGCUCCCGAUCAAGGAGCAAGAGCUCUUCUGUGUCUUCAAGAGCAGCUCGCAAGCACAGGGCCAUUGUUGUUCGACCUGGUACAAGCUACGAGUGCAGUGUGCUGCACCAGCACAAAGUGACAGCAAGCAGCUCAGUUUGCACCGACCUUGCUGCCAGUUCGGUGUGGUGGUGUCAAGGCAGCAGACUCUGACCAGAGAGAUGUUGGCCUUCUGGUACAAGCCCCGGCGAAAGCAGUCCCACUUCUACCGUCGCAGGCAGUGGGUGACAAUGCUCCGCAUCGAUGAAAUUGUGUUGAUGCCAGAAGAGGAUCCCACAGACCCCCCGCCGGCCAAACCUGUGCGACUUCUCGACCUUUGGGCCAACAGGUGGUUGGAUCCUGCCGAAAAGGCAGGAAUCGAGAUGGUGAAAGGUGAAGACGGCGCUCUCAUUCCAAAGACUGCUUUAAUAUACGAUGGCUCUGAGCAUCAGCCUGGAAGCUAUCACCGGCGAGGACUCACUUCCUGUUACCGGUACUGGCCGGAUCCCGCUGCCACGCAUUGGAUCCACAGGAAGACCUGA